UCUGGGACCAUGGAGGGAAGGCCUCUCUGCGGGGAGCUGGAACCAACGGGGAGGAGAAGGCCGCCUUGGAGAUUCCAGCCACAUCAGAGAGAGGAAGGGCAAGAAAUACUCUGGCUUCUUCCUCCCUUCCAUCCUUCUACCUAAACCCAGCCAGAGCCCUUUGGCAAAUUCCGUUUUGUUUCAAGGAGGGAAGCCGAGGUAUAUUUGCCCAGUGGAGGAAUGCUGUAGUUCCCAGCUCCUUCCUGACCUGCUUUUCUUAGGCUUCCAGGUGCUUCCUCAUCAGAAACCUUGAAACUGUUUGGUGCCAGCUCUCAGCCUGUGCUGAAUGUGUGCGUACAGGUCCCUGCUUGUCGUCCGCUGCACAUCUGGAGGCCUGUGAUGGGAAUGAGGGUGAGCACCUGGAGGUUUCCCCUGACUCAUCGCUCUGCCUGGGACAUCAUACUUUAGAAGCAGGACAGCUGCUCCACGAGGUGGUUGACUCCAAGGGCCAAGACGCCCUGUAGAAGGAAUGGAUGAAGGCCAUUCAUGAAGACCACGCCGCCUGCGGUCUAGUUCGGGGAGGCCGGGCCGCGAGGACGCCACCAGUCCCGGGUGCACUGCGACUGCUGAGUGGCGAUGGUGCGCCGGGGGCUGCUCGCGUGUGUCUCCCGGGUCGUGCUCCUCCCGGUGCUGCUCUGCUGCGCCAUCUCCGUCCUCUACAUGCUGGCCUGCACUCCGAGAGGCGACGACGAGCAGCGCGCGCUGCCCAGGGCCAGUGGCCCCACGGGCAAGGAAGGGUACCAGCUGCAGGAGUGGGAAGAGCAGCAGCGCAACUACGUCAGCAGCCUCAAGAGGCAGAUCGUGCAGCUCAAGGAGGAGCUGCAGGAGAGGAGCGAGCAGCUCAGGGGUGCCCAGGACCGCGCCAGUGACGCCGCGGGUCUGGGCCCGGACCAGGGCGCCCCUGAGAAAACCCAGGCUGACCUGCUGGCCUUCCUGCACUCCCAGGUGGACAAGGCAGAGGUGCACACCGGCGCCAAGCUGGCCACCGAGUACGCCGCGGUGCCUUUCGAUAGCUUCACGCUGCAGAAAGUGUACCAGCUGGAGACGGGCCUGACCCGCCACCCCGAGGAGAAGCCCGUGAGGAAGGACAAGCGGGAUGAGCUGGUGGAAGCUAUUGAAUCAGCCUUGGAGACCCUGAACAGCCCUGUGGAGAACGGCCCGAAUCAGCGGUCGUACACGGCCUCGGAUUUCAUUGAAGGGAUCUACCGCACAGAAAAGGAUAAAGGCACUUUGUAUGAACUGACGUUCAGAGGGGACCAGAAGCAUGAAUUCAGACGGCUUGUCUUGUUUCGACCAUUUGGCCCCAUCAUGAAAGUAAAGAAAGAAAGACUCAGCAUGGCCCACACACUUAUUAAUGUCAUCGUGCCGCUGGCAAGGAGGGUGGGCAAGUUCCGGCAGUUCAUGCAGAAUUUCAGGGAGAUGUGCAUUCAACAGGAUGGGAGAAUCCAUCUCACCGUUGUUUACUUUGGGAAGGAAGAAAUGAACGAGGUCAAAGGGAUACUUGAAAACACGUCUAGGGCUGCCAACUUCAGGAACUUCACCUUCAUCCAGCUGAACGGGGAGUUUUCUCGGGGAAAGGGGCUCGAUGUCGGAGCCCGCUUCUGGAAGGGAAGCAACGUCCUUCUCUUCUUCUGUGAUGUAGACAUCUACUUCACCUCCGAAUUCCUGAACACGUGCAGGCUGAACACCCAGCCAGGGAAGAAGGUGUUUUACCCAGUCCUUUUCAGCCAGUACAAUCCAGGUAUAAUAUACGGCCACCAGGAUGCGGUCCCUCCCUUGGAACAACAGCUGGUCAUAAAGAAGGAAACUGGAUUCUGGAGAGACUUUGGGUUUGGGAUGACAUGUCAGUAUCGGUCUGACUUCAUCAACGUAGGUGGGUUUGACUUGGACAUCAAAGGUUGGGGUGGGGAGGACGUGCACCUUUAUCGCAAGUACCUGCACAGCAACCUGGUGGUGGUGCGGACACCCGUGCGGGGCCUCUUCCACUUGUGGCACGAGAAGCACUGUGUGGACGAGCUGGCGCCCGAGCAGUACAAGAUGUGCAUGCAGUCCAAAGCCAUGAAUGAGGCAUCCCACGGGCAGCUGGGCAUGCUGGUCUUCAGGCCCGAGAUAGAGGCUCACCUGCGCAAACAGAGACAGAAGACGGGUAGCAAGAAAACAUGAACUCCCAGGGGUAGUACUGGGGAGACAUUCUAUUUUUUUAGCUUUUGCAAUUCCUGAAGGAGUGUCUGCAAACAGGGACAAGAGGCCUGUGGAGGGUGAAACAAGAAUCUAACGGAUCAGUCAAAGAGAUGAGGGGAAGCCUCCAGUUUCUUUCUGCCUAUUUGGCUUUGUAACAGGAAUAAAAUCUCACCCUUUGCCUGCAGAGGAACCCAGAUGCAGAGCCCGUGCCAUGCCCAACAAAGGCAGAAUGAUUGUGAGAUUAGAAGCCUAAUGGCGGGAGGUUUUGAUUGUGUUUAUAGCAAGUGAGAUCUGUUCUUUUCUAUGCCCACUGAAAUAUUCAUGAAUUAAGACUGAUUUUGUAAAAAGUUCAUUAGAAUGAGAGGCAAGCACAUUGUUCCCCACGUGAAUGAUUAUUCAGUAGAGCUCUAGUGUCUAAGGAUUCGAAAAUAUCAGAAGGCAGGCAAGGAGACCAUGUGAAAUUCAAAGAUAAAUUCAUCCCGAAACUUCUGAGUGUAUUAAGCAAAACCAAAUGGAUUAAAAAAGACAAAAAACUUAUUGUGGCAUUUUUCCCCAAGAUUAACCAAAAAUAAUCUGCUCAACUUCUUGGUUAUAGUUUUGACCAUCUCCGUUUGUUAAUUUCAUUUAAAAAUGCACUUUUUCUUUUUGCUUACGAGUUAUAUUCUGCUUAUUUAAUUACCAAUUUGCAAGCCUUACUAAGAGAGCACAAGUUAGUAUACAUCUUUAUAUUUUUUAGGAAGACAGUUUUAGAUGUAUUGUAAGAACUUCCAGUUAGGAGCAUCAGAUUGAUACCCAUAUCCAAGGACAUGUGUCAAAUACUGGGGAGGCACUGGGUAGGGCUCCUGAUAGACCAGGACUUAGAAAGAAUUCAUCUGAAGAGUAUUUCCCAAAAGGAGCAGCUGAACACUGGAGAAAAUAAAGAUAUAUUUUUUACCUUAAGAGGAAAGGAAACUUGUUCAGACUAGUGAUAUCUUGAUUUAUUCACAACUCAGAAAAACACAUUUUCUCCUCAGGAGAAAUGGGACCACUUUCUUACCUGUCUCAAUAAACCAAAGUGUACUGUGCGAACCAAACAGUCUCUUUCCAAAGGAGGUGCUCUUCCUGGCUUCUGGCUUUCAUAGGAAGAAAUGCAGAAGAAAUGUAUUCUGUCAAAGAUCCUUUCACCUGCCAGAGUCAGAUGGGUAGAUUUUGCUACAUGGCCCCAAUCUAGGGGGAAGUAACUUAAUUAUUUUUUAAAUUAAGCAGUUCUAUUCAGUCACCAAGAUGCUUUUGAAAAUUGCAUUUUAUUACAGUUUCUAACUAUUAAAAAAAAAUACAGUUAA
Molecule: messenger RNA, 3542 nt
Organism: Manis javanica (Malayan pangolin)
Lineage: Eukaryota; Metazoa; Chordata; Mammalia; Pholidota; Manidae
Gene: CSGALNACT1
Product: chondroitin sulfate N-acetylgalactosaminyltransferase 1
Cellular component (GO): Golgi cisterna membrane
Molecular function (GO): glucuronosyl-N-acetylgalactosaminyl-proteoglycan 4-beta-N-acetylgalactosaminyltransferase activity
Source: RefSeq, a predicted model, not a curated record